CUACGCUCAGCACAUAUGCAUGAGCAGUGAGAUUUGGCCUCAGUAGCAUUCGCGCGGACUUAUCGAACUGGAAGGGACAGGCUUAUUCAACAAUUGAAGGCCACAAGAUUUGACCCUGAGGUCUUUCCAAAGUUUCGAUCAUGACUGAGACCCAUGAAGGUGGCGAGGAUAACGAUGAGGGUCAUGGCGGCGAGGCCCAUCUGCUGCUCGCCAACCUCAUCAGUCGAGCAAAAGCAUUGCUCGCCGAGCUUGAGCAAUUUCGACAGCAUCUCCGCAUCAUCCGGCAAGAACAGCACAUUGAGCUCGCGCACUUUCGUGGAACAAUACAAUCAGAAUUGAGCAUGCUAGAGAAGCUGCACAGUAAACCCGAGACCGAUUCGACGACUCAUGUGGCCAAGUCGUCGAAUCUGCCUUUCCUUGAGACAGUCUGGAAAACGGCCAAAAAGUCGAGUCACGUCGGCGCUCUCCAGAAGCGAGUCUACUACAAUAGUCCAUCGAAAUCACUAUCCUCAGCCAUGCACCACAUCAAUCUCGGCAUCAAGCGUCCCAGCGAAAAGGGUUCUCGAAAUGCCGCAGUCACUGUUGACUUGAUUGCAGACCAGGGACUUACUUGGACGAAAGUGUCGCUCGUCACCAAUCAUCGUAUUCUGAUGGACCUAGCUAAGCAAGGCUGGGACUCUGGGGGCUCCGAAGACGAAGAGGACGACGAUUUGCCCCCACGCAUGGACGAUGACGAUGCCGAUAUGCCACUCGUCAAGAAUGCAAAGGAGCUUUGUCAGGCUUCAGAGUCGUACAGAGUCCGGACACAAAAGCCCAAGGUCAAUCUCGUACUUCCUCGAAUACAGCUUGGCGAAACGAAAGAGGUCGAUGCUGUGAUUGAACGAUGCAGAGCAGCGGGCGUUACACUCUUCUGCGGCGAAAGUGUUGGCCAUGUUCCGGCCAUACAAGAAGCGCUUCAGACCAUGGCACCGGAUCCGAUAAAUUCCUUCACGAAUACACUCAACAUCGACUGCACCAUUCUACUUGCGCUUGUGUCCGAGUUCUCGCACGCCAGCGUUUCGAAAGAGCCAUGGUUCCACAAAUCGCUGCAGCGGCAAGUCGAGAUCGAAGAUAAUGAGAAUCUACUUCCUUCGCUCCUGUACCCAGCACUUGCGAAACGGGAACUUGUCUGCACGAGCGAAGCCGCUAAACGGAUGCGCGAGAUCGUGGACACUAUCGGCACGCCAUCAGAGAAGGCUCGUACUGCGAUUAUGAUGGGCGACGAUACUUCAAAGACCCACGGCCAGCUUAUUGAAGACAUGCAACAAUGGUCGGCGUAUCCAGUACCUUCUGACUGGCAGUUGCCGAUCCGAGUUGUGAAUAGGAACGAUGACGACUGCCAGAAGGAAAUGCAUCCUAUAGCCGUGCAAAUACUUGACUCCAUGUCCAAGAUCAACUCGUCGGUGUUUGGCUACGGCUGGACCAGCGGGAAUACGACAAUAACCAGCAACAGAGUCGUUGUCAAACAGGUAGAGAACGAACUCGAAAAGUGCGAAGAUCUUGAUGACGCUGUCUGGCCCAAGAUCUGGCUUUGCCCCACUGCCAGGUCACUUGUGGGCAAGGAGAAGAGAGGCGCUAGUAAGAAGGACGUGAAGGCACUGCCAGAUCCCCUGCGACGCGAACAACAACGCCGUAACGGGCUCGAUGUGCUCUCGCAACGCGCAGGGCAUCAAGUGGAGGAUCUACGUCCAGACGGCUAUCCUUGCGAAGAUGUAUUGGCUGCGAAGGAGGCUGCCAGCAAGGCAUAUGCGCAAAACGGAACUCAAGAAUUGGCAGAUAAUCCCGAAAAGUGACAUCCCAUACCGAGCGGACGAAACACAUAUCCGACGCUGAAUACGACCGGCUCGCAUCGAACGGUUAUGGCUUCUUCAUGCGUCCAUUGCGCGAGGUUGCUCCUGGGCCAUGGAGUCUAGAAUCCUCAAUAUCUCAUCACCAUCACUCGCGAAUGCCAACAGUGCUCGAUUCGAGUCGACAAAUGAGACUCUUGUCUGCGUGAGGUCUAGAACCACUCCAUCGAGCCCUACUCUUCCCGAUUCAAGGAUACAUAAAUAUCAUCUUCGCUCCAUCGAUGGCCGAAGUUUAUGCAGACUUUCUCUCUGCAUUUACACGUCCAUAUGCCUAAUCCUUUCGCUCGGAGAAGUCGUGCACUUUUCGCACGUCUCCAGCUGAGCAUUAGGGCCACAAUUGCAGUGAGGAAGGAAGAGUGCUGUAGAUGCAUUGCGACCGCCUCACAUGAAAGGCCUGACCUUGACUGUAUGCGGGCUUGAUGCCGAACACCACGACGAUCGCGAUCACCUCUCCAGGGCAGUUGUCAAGAUUUGUCUGACUGGCAGCUCACAAAAAAUUUCUCCCCGUGGAAAUCCCUGUUACCAGACCCAUAGCUACCCUCGCUGCAAAGUCAAUUGAGACGCGGAUGUCAGGUUCAGGGCCCCUUCAGGAACGAUAAGAUUCACAGGCCAUUGCAAAGUCUGUCUUCUUGGCCUGCCCUCCAGGGUGGUUCUUUCUCGACUGGCAAGCCAUGUGUAUGGCGCGCUUAUCGAACUUUGAUGACGGUAUGCCGAAAGCUUGUGAUGCUUGCCUCCCAUGAGCUUGGAUGUGAGGUCCUGUGUAACCAACAAUUUGUCCUCUGGCUCCCUUGGGAGGCGCUCGGGUACCAGAUUAAUGAUCAGCCGUUUAGCAACGAACGGCACGCCAGCGCGAUGCUGUGCCUGGCCAUCUGCCCAAGCAGCCCUCUGUCAGCCACCUUGAGCGAACUCUCACAUGUCACGAG
This is a messenger RNA of Cercospora beticola, 2809 nucleotides long. RefSeq lists its product as uncharacterized. NCBI's taxonomy places the organism in Eukaryota, Fungi, Ascomycota, Dothideomycetes, Mycosphaerellales, Mycosphaerellaceae. The record is from RefSeq and is a predicted model, not a curated record.